AUGGCGCAUGAAUCUGAGGAAGAUGAAGGAGUUAGUCCCGAACAUAAGGCCUUGCUUGAAGCCUUGACUCGCAGGAUGAACACAAUGAUGGAAACUAGAUUGGGUAUCUUCCGAGAAGAGCUCGAUGCGGAGUCUUCAGAACCUAGUCGUGCAUCAAGAAGGAACCGACGAGGCCAAGCUCGACAGGAACAUGCUGGCUCAGAGGAGACUGAUAAUGACUAUGAAAGGGAUCGGCAUAGCUCAGUCUCAAGGCACAGCAGCCGCAGCAGCCGUAGACACAGACGAGAGCAUCGCCCACGCAAUGAACUGGCUGGUUUGAAACUGAAGAUACCUCCUUUCCAUGGCAAAGCUGAUCUAGAUGCCUAUCUUGAGUGGGAGAAGAAGAUUGAACUUGUCUUCAACUGUCAGCACUACACAGAGAUUAAAAAGAUACAAGUUGCUGCCACUGAGUUCUAUGAUUAUGCUUUGAGCUGGUGGGAUCAGUUGGUCACAAACAGAAGGCGCAAUGGUGAGCUCCCAAUUGAGACAUGGGCAGAAAUGAAAGCUGUCAUGCGCAAGAGGUUUGUUCCAAGCCAUUACCAUCGUGAUCUUCAUCAGAAACUAAGAAAACUCACCCAAGGGACACGGUCUGUAGAAGAAUAUUUCCAAGAGAUGGAGUUGCUGAUGUUGAGAGCUUGCAUAUCUGAAGAUAGAGAGGCUACUAUGGCUCGAUUCCUUGGAGGGCUUAACCGUGAGAUUCAAGACAGUGUAGAGAUGCAGCACUAUGUAGAGAUGGAAGAAAUGCUACACAAAGCUAUCCUUGUGGAGCAACAAGUAAAGACAAAGGUGCACUCUCGGGGCAACUAUGGAACUAAGUAUCAAGGUGCUAAGGAAGAUAAGCCAAGCCACCAGAAAGAGAGCAAACCAUAUCAGAAGGAAGAAGACAAAUCUACUAGUUCUUUCAGCAAGGAUAAAGGCAAAGUAGAAGCUUCUACUACGAGAUCAAGAGAUCACACCUUUGAGUUUAAAGGGAGAAAGACAGUCCUUGUGCCUAUGACUCCUGAGGAAGUUCAGGCUGAUCAACUCCAACUACAAAAGAAGAAAGAGAUUGACCUUCCCACUGAAUCAACAAAGCAACUAAACUUCUAUGCCAAGUCUGGUGAUGUUAAAAGAUCUCUCUGCUCUAACCUACCUAUUCUGUUGCUUAUCUAUAAGGAAUCACUCUUGACUACUACUGAUAUUGCACCGAAGUAUCCGAGUGAACUUGUUUCUCUUUUACAGGAAUAUCAAGAUGUUUUUCCAGAAGAUAGUCCCAAUGGGCUACCACCAGUGCGAGGGAUUGAGCACCAAAUCGACUUUGUGCCUGGUUCUACACUUCCCAAUAGGCCAGCAUACAGAACCAAUCCGGUUGAGACCAAAGAGCUACAAAGACAAGGGGAGGAACUGAUGGAGAAAGGGCAUAUCCGAGAGAGCAUGAGUCCUUGUGCUGUUCCAGUAUUCCUUGUGCCCAAGAAAUAUGGAAGCUGGCGCAUUCAGAGUCUAGAGGAGCAUAUAGAUCAUCUUAAGACUGUUCUUGAUGUGUUGAGGAAAGAAAAACUUUAUGCUAAUCUUAAGAAAUAUGGGGUUAAAGUUGAUCCGGAGAAAGUAAGAGCUAUACAAGAGUGGCCAAUUCCUAAGACAGUGAGUGAAGUAAGGAGCUUCCAUGGACUUGCUGGCUUCUAUAGGCGCUUUGUGAAAGACUUCAGCACCAUAGCAUCUCCCUUGACAGAA
Molecule: messenger RNA, 1749 nt
Organism: Brassica napus (rape)
Lineage: Eukaryota; Viridiplantae; Streptophyta; Magnoliopsida; Brassicales; Brassicaceae
Exons: 4
Source: RefSeq, a predicted model, not a curated record